AUGGCCAGUGCAAACGGAACAUCGACACCAACUGCGGGCAGGAAAGUGAAGAUCCUGAUGAUUCAUGGCUACACACAAUCCGGCCAUACAUUCGAGAUCAAAACAAAAGCCCUCAAAAAAUCCCUUGAAAAGCAGUUCCCUGCGGCUCCGAAACCCGGUCAUUUGAAGCAAUAUCCCGGAGGAUUCGAACUGGUAUAUCCUACUGCUCCCAUACGGCUAGACGUCACGGAUAUACCUGGAUUUGAUGUUGAUGGACCUUCGGAUAGCAUUGAAGCGUAUGGAUGGUGGAAACGGAGAGGCGAUGGAGAACCGUAUACGUACGAAGGAAUGGAGCUGGGAUUAGAAUGUUUGGCGAAGGUGUUGAAGGAACAGGGACCUUUUGAUGGGGCUAUCGGAUUCUCGCAAGGUGGUGCUGCUGCUGGUAUGGUCGCGGCAUUACUCGAAGACGGACGGCGGGAAGCAUUUGAAAAGCACCAGGCGAAGGGCGGAAUGCGGUAUCCCGAUGCUUUCACGCAAGAUACGGGAUACAUGGAGGAAGCGAUACACCCUCCCUUGAGAUUCGCAGUCUCUUAUUCCGGGUUCGGGGCUUCGACACACCCGCUUUAUCAUGCAUUCUAUGAUCCCAAGAUUAAGACGCCGAUGAUGCAUUUUAUUGGGUCAGUCGAUACGGUGGUCUCUGAAGACCGGAGUCUGAGACUAGUGGAUGCUUGCGUAAAUGGGAGAGGGAAGCCUGGUGGUGUGGACAGAGUGGUGUAUCAUCCUGGUGGUCACUUCCUACCAAGCAGCCAGAAGCAGUGUGUCAACGCGCUUGUGGCCUUUAUCCGCGAAGUAAUUGAAGAACCUCUGAGCACCUCGAAUGCACCAAGCGGGACUGCUAAGCCUCAGAGAGGCAUUGGAGACGAGAAGGCUGAAGAUAUGGAUGUCCCAUUCUGA
This is a messenger RNA of Lecanosticta acicola, 933 nucleotides long. The record is from the annotation of a GenBank genome assembly. NCBI's taxonomy places the organism in Eukaryota, Fungi, Ascomycota, Dothideomycetes, Mycosphaerellales, Mycosphaerellaceae.